AACGUCGUUGCUCUGCACGCUCAUCUCGUUGCUAACCGGAAGCUGAACAAUCUACUUCCUGGUUGCGAAGGUCGACCUUUCUCCACGUGAAUUAAACAAAGUUUUCAAAACGGAUUCCGACGAGGACGUGAUAUUUGUACGUGAAAGUACUGCACCAGCAUCCAGGAAGAUCACUAUUGAUCAGGUGAAGAGAUUUGCUCUGCAAAAAGACAUUGAUCAAGAAUCUCUACCUAAGCAGCAUUGUGAGAAAAACCCAAGGAGUUCUUCUGUAAGCACAUCAAACGACGAGGAGAAAAUGAAGGUUGAGGACGAGGCCGGUGAGAAUCUUCAGAAGAAUAAGAAACACAAAAAAGAACAAACGUCGCCUUGUAAAAUCAAAAAUGCCACUGCUGACUACAAGAAAAAGAAGAAAGUAAAAAAAGAGAACUGGACAAUGGAAGCAGAGGAGUGUUUGGAUGGAGUGGGCGACUUGCAAGAGAAGAAGAAAAAUAAGAAAUCUGUCACUGACUCUUGGAAUCCGGAAAAUGGUUCUGAUGUUUUGGAUGGAAAUAAUGAAAAAAGGCACAAACAGAAGAUUAAAAAGAAUGAGACGGCUGACAAACAAAUGGGAACUACACCAGGACCAGUCAAAAAGGAGAAAACAAGUCCAGAGAAAAAGUUGAAGAAUAAAACUAAACAUAAAAAAGUUUUAGUAGAGGAAGAUGGCUUGGCAAAGAAAGACAAAAAUAAACGUAUUCAAACAGACAGUUCUGACAUUUCCGAUGACACAAAAGAUAUUAAAAAGAAAGAGUGGUUCCAACAUGAAGAUCCAAAGAGUGAGAAGAAGAGCAACAAGGUAAAGGAUUGGGCGACACAAAUGAAAAAUGAACAUGUAAAGAUGGAGGAAGAAGUAGAGAAGGUGCCUAAAAAAGUCAAAAAAGACAAAAAUAAACGUAUUCAAACAAACGGCUUUGAAAUGUCCGAUGAAAAAGAAGAUAUUAAAAAGGAAGAGUGGCUCCAACAAGAAGAGCCAAAGAGUGAGAAGAAGAAAAAGAACAACAAGGUAAAGGAUAAGGGGACACAAAUGAAACAUGAAUAUGUAAAGAUGGAGGAAAAAGUAGAGAAGGUGCCUAAAAAAGUAAAAAAAGACAAAAAUAAACAUAUUCAAACAAACGGCUUUGAAAUUUCCGAUGAAAAAGAAGAUAUUAAAAAGAAAGAGUGGCUCCAACAAGAAGAGCCAAAGAGUGAGAAGAAGAACAAAAACAAGGUAAAGGACAAGGGGACACACAUGAAACAUGAACAUGUAAAGAUGGAGGAGGAAGAAGAAAAGGUGUCCAAGAAAGAGAAAAAUAUGAUGGCAGGUGUGAUUGCAGAAGACCAAAUGAAACACAGGACAAAGAGGAAAAAAGACAAAGCAAAGAAGGAAAUAACGACAAACGAAAAGAAGAAACAAGUCCAGUUAGCGGAGUGUGCAUUAGCAUCAGACACUCAGGAGGUGGAGGAGCUGAAGCAGAAUAAGAAGAAAAAGAAGAAAGCAGGCAAAGUAGAAGGUGAUAAUGAAAAACCGGCAAAGAACAAGCAAGCUAAGACAACUCCAAAGACAAAAGCAGAAAAAGGUAAAAGAAAAUAUUCUGGGGUCAGCACAGAAGAAGAGACACAAUCUGCAAAAAAAAAGAAGAAAAAUCAAAAAGUGUGUGAAGAAGGUGUGUACACGAAACUAAGCAAGAAAAGCAUAAAGAAGAACAAAAGGAUGAGCUCUGGUCAGAAAACAAAGGCAAUUAAAGAAGAGGUGGAAGACCAGCUGUUUCAGGAUGCUCCUCAAGUGGAUGUGGUCUUCUUGUCAGCCAGGACUGGAAACGUAGAUGAGGUCACCAUCAAUCAGGAAAGACGACAGGCUUUACAGAUGGAGAUUGACAAGGCCUCACAGCCUGAACCAGUGGACCAGCCAUCGGGGUUUGGUCAGUGGGGCACCGCCCAGUUUGAAAGCUCCCAACAGCAGCAGAAGUUCCUCAGGUUGAUGGGAGGCUUCAAGAAGCCCCCUCCUGCCACUACCAGCACAGCCAAAACAAAUAUGGCACUGUGUAAGGACACGCAGGAGCAUUUACAGCAAGGACUGGUGCAAGAGUUUGAGCGUGCCCACUCGCGCAGAAUGGACCAUAACAGCAGAGGUGCAGGACUUGGGUUUAGUGCACCGUUCAAUAAAAAAUUCUAUAUUGACAUUAGCACACGUCGGUCAGUCCACUUUGAUGACUGAGCGCUGCUGUGUAGGUCUUCUCAAUAUUGUUUUAACUUUGCAGUAUUUUAUGUCAAAGGACAAGCGGUAGAAAAUAGAUUGAUUGAAUAAACCUUGCUUGUAAAUAUACACACUGUACAAUUCAUAAGCUCUUUGUUUGACAGACAAUUAUGGACGCUGACCAUUUGCUAAAUACACAAAAAAGGGCCAAAGAACUUAAAACUUUUUCCAUUUUAUUUCACUCUUGCAGACAUCUGCAGCAAAGUUACAAGUGUUCUUCAUUUUAUUCUUAAAACAAUUCUGCUCAUUUGUCAUAGGCUCAUAAUGUGCUGAAAAAUAUUUACUUUUAUUUUUUAUGCCAAAUUUUUGUGACUUCACCUAAAAAAUAGAAUCAAUGGAUGUUGUGGGGGAAAAAGGAGCACCAGAAAUUCCAAAGUACAAUCUGAGACGCCCCUAAAAAGGUUUUAUGUUGCAGUCCAGACCGCAAGAUAAGAGUAUGGUUUUUUUGGUGCAAUCUACCUGAUUGGUGGGGUACAAAAAUAAAAAAUGUAGUAUUCAA
Molecule: messenger RNA, 2771 nt
Organism: Entelurus aequoreus (snake pipefish)
Lineage: Eukaryota; Metazoa; Chordata; Actinopteri; Syngnathiformes; Syngnathidae
Gene: knop1
Product: lysine-rich nucleolar protein 1
Exons: 7
Coding region: 296-2233 (645 amino acids)
Source: RefSeq, a predicted model, not a curated record